UUAGCUAAUCGGCUCUAACGGCUCCAGCUGAGAGAGAGAAGGGUAGAGAAGACAAGAUGGCGGACUGAGUGGGCUGCGCUUUGUACAGACGGCCUGCGACCCUGGAAGUUUGCUAAAAUCCUUCCAAAAAAGACGGAAACUAUCGAAAGGGAACCAGAGCCGUCGAAAGUUUGAUCGAAACGGCGCUUUCGGACCCAGAUAACCGAAGAGGAACGGACUUAUCUGGUGCCGCGGUCCUCGCGACAGCGUUAGCUCGAUGCUAACGUUAGCCUCCGUUAGCUCCACUAGCUGCUGCUGAAGGCCGCGAGCUCUCCGGGGCUCUUUGGAUGUAAAUACUUCCACACUGUGGAGGGUUUAUUGUAGCAGGGAGUCCAUAAAUACACAGAGUAAACCCAGAGGACUUCACACUUUCAGGUGAUCCGUUAAUUAUUGGAGUUUGGAGGAGCUGGUUCAGAACUGCCUUCAUCAGCUGAUAAACAGGACUUUCUUUACCUGCUAACCUGAAGAGAUCACUAGGUGGACAUCAUGGCGAGCAGUAGUGGGUCUAAAGCUGAGUUUAUAGUGGGGGGAAAAUACAAGCUGGUGAGGAAGAUCGGCUCUGGAUCAUUCGGCGAUAUUUACCUGGCCAUCAACAUCACAAACGGAGAGGAGGUAGCAGUAAAGUUGGAGUCGCAGAAAGCCAGACAUCCACAGCUGCUGUAUGAAAGCAAACUGUAUAAAAUCCUUCAGGGAGGAGUCGGGAUCCCGCACAUCAGGUGGUAUGGACAGGAGAAGGACUAUAAUGUCCUAGUGAUGGACCUGCUUGGACCCAGUCUCGAGGAUCUGUUCAACUUUUGCUCCCGCCGCUUCACCAUGAAGACAGUCCUCAUGCUGGCAGACCAGAUGAUCAGCAGAAUUGAAUAUGUACACACAAAGAACUUCAUCCACAGAGACAUUAAACCAGACAACUUCCUCAUGGGUAUCGGCCGUCACUGUAACAAGUGUUUAGACUCGUCAGUGGGGAAGAGGAAAAGAAGCUUGGCUGUUAGCUCUUCUCAGGACCCAUCUUUCUCAGGAUUAAACCAGUUGUUCCUCAUUGACUUUGGUUUGGCGAAGAAGUACCGAGACAACAGGACACGACAGCACAUCCCCUACAGAGAAGACAAGAACCUGACCGGCACCGCACGCUACGCCUCCAUCAACGCACAUCUGGGCAUCGAACAGAGUCGCCGUGAUGACAUGGAGUCGCUAGGCUACGUGCUGAUGUACUUCAACAGAACCAGUCUGCCCUGGCAGGGAUUAAAGGCUGCCACAAAGAAGCAGAAAUAUGAGAAGAUCUCAGAGAAGAAGAUGUCGACUCCUGUGGAGGUCCUUUGUAAGGGUUUCCCAGCAGAGUUUGCCAUGUAUCUGAACUACUGCCGUGGCCUGCGCUUUGAAGAGGCUCCAGACUACAUGUACCUGCGCCAGCUGUUCCGCAUCCUUUUCAGGACUCUGAACCACCAGUACGACUACACGUUUGACUGGACCAUGCUGAAACAGAAAGCAGCCCAGCAGGGGGCCUCCUCCGGGGGCCAGGGCCAGCAGGCACAAACCCCCACAGGCAAGCAAACUGACAAACCCAAGUCUAACAUGAAAGGGUUCUGAGGCGUGAGUCCCCCCGCCCUGCCCCCUCCCCCCUGAGCUAAGGUGCAGCAGGUGUUGGUGACCAGGACCAACAAGUGUUUCUUCUUCCUGGACGGAGACAGAUGACGUGUGUCCUUCAUAAAACGAUGUGUGUGCUGAGCGUUCACCUGUAAAUAAAGAAUCUGCACUCCAAACAAACACAGUGAGGGCAGGUUGUUUCUGAUGAGGAGGCUGUAGCCCCCUGACCCCCCCCCCCAACACUCACCCACCCACCCACCCCAUAUAUCCUUCCCCCCUCCCCCUGUGUCUGUCUGGUUUCUAUUGAGACUGAGGUCAGAAGAAAGACAGGUAACCCCCCCACCCCCUCUGUUUCUCUCUCUCCCUCCUCCCCUCCCCCCCAAAAUGUAAGACAUGUUAAACCCUUUUGUUUCAGAAUAAUUGAAUGAUGCAACCCUGGAUGUUCUUUACUAAAUCAGAAAUGUUGGAUUUUUUUCUUGUUUUCUUUUGUUUCUAUGGUGAUUAGGAGUUUGCCUGUUGACAAUAUAAGCAGCCGAUGGCAACAGUCAAUGGUAGAAUGACUCUCCCUCUCAUUAGAGCUCUCAAUUAUUAUUAAAUCUGUUGUAAAACCUAUGGUCUUCUCCAAAAAUAAAAACAUGACAGAACUCUC
Molecule: messenger RNA, 2269 nt
Organism: Notolabrus celidotus (New Zealand spotty)
Lineage: Eukaryota; Metazoa; Chordata; Actinopteri; Labriformes; Labridae
Gene: csnk1a1
Product: casein kinase 1, alpha 1
Exons: 11
Coding region: 526-1623 (365 amino acids)
Biological process (GO): signal transduction; peptidyl-serine phosphorylation; negative regulation of canonical Wnt signaling pathway
Cellular component (GO): nucleus; cytoplasm
Molecular function (GO): protein serine/threonine kinase activity; ATP binding
Source: RefSeq, a predicted model, not a curated record